This is a messenger RNA of Pecten maximus, 3212 nucleotides long. Its product is annotated as mitoguardin-like. Lineage: Eukaryota; Metazoa; Mollusca; Bivalvia; Pectinida; Pectinidae. Gene Ontology annotation, biological process: mitochondrial fusion. The coding region runs from base 1229 to 2776 and encodes 515 amino acids. The transcript has 12 exons. The record is from RefSeq and is a predicted model, not a curated record.
UUGCUGACGACAGAAACUGAUAGAACAAUGUUGCUGAAACUGAAACCGGAAUAUCUGGUACAUUGUAUGUUAAACAUUCAAACCUGAUGGAUUUUAGAAAUGAUAUAGUAGUAUGCUUGCUUCAGACUCGUAUUAUUCAUUUAAGAUGAUGAAUUAAGGCAUUACGAACUCUUUCAUUAUUUGACUUUCAACUCGUUCAACUGUUCACAUAGUUUAAACUCUGUCCGUCUCGGGUUUAGAGUAACCUAACUUUCAUACCUACAUGCCAAGUGUCUUGACAUUAGCAUACCGGCAAAGAUAAUAUAGUAAUUGCAUACUUAUUGUAACCCAGAUCCAGGUAUUCAUUUGCUAAAAGACACAAAAUGUAUGGAAAUGUGUUGUGAUAUUUCAAUUUCAAACACAGGAUCUCCAAAAUCUAGACAGACACUCUGACUAAUACUAACUAACUUUCCCGACUACUUGUUGUCAAAGGAGAUAAUCAAUAAAGUAUAAGUCAACUUGGUAGUUGCUUAUAAGACAUCCAAUUCUAAAAGUAGAGAGUUUGGACGACCUUACCAGCUUAAUCCAGUGGAUUUGUCUUUUGGAGAUUUUUACAGGUCAAUUUACCAACCCAUAUAAGAUUUUUUAAAUGGACAAUAAAACAUCAGAAUCCUUAUUCUGCUCACUUAAAACGAAAGUAACCUUUAUUUAUUGUUGUUUACAUUGUUAACAAGCAACAUAAGAUAUAUAGAGCUUUAUUACAAUGCCGCUGAGGGAACAAAUAUUGUUUUGAAUGUUGGAGGAAAACCCACGGGGGGAAAGCCAACGUGCCAUCGGUGGGGAAACAACAAACCCAACAGACAUCACCCCCUGCUGCCAGCGCGGCUUGAACCCACGUUCUAGGGGAGAGUGAUCUAAAGCUCACACAUGACUGUACUGACAGCUAGCUGUUGUGAAUUUUCCUUUAUCCUAGUGGUAUGAUACAUGUCUGCUUGCAUUGGAGACUAAGAGUUCGCUAGUUUGAGGCCCUGCAGAGUAUUUUUCAUUACUCCUACCUAUUACACAGUGUUGAAAUGUGGCCAGGAUUCUAUUGUGCAUCUGUCUAUCAAAACUGUUUUGAAUGCAUAUAUUGAAUUGUAUUUAAUUGAUUUGUUGCUUUUCAGAAAUUCUGUGGAGCAAAAUGAUGACAAGAUUAAUUGAAAAUACAAGAUUUAUUGAAAAUACAGAGGUUGACUAAUAUAAACACACCAUGUCUUUGAAUAAAUUAUGGGUGCUGCCAUUCACAAAAUUUACUCUGCCAACAAGUCUGAGAGUUAAGUCCACAGCCCAGGUGACUACCAUUAGUAUACUUGCGGUGAUCGGAUUGAUUUUUUACUACCGCCGAUGGAAGGACAAACAAAAGGAUCAACCGAGAAAGGAUGAGGGGAAGGAACAAAAUGAAUCUGGUGGCAAGACAUUGUAUUCAAAUAGUCCUAAUGGAGAUGUCAUGAUGGGCCGCUUGCGAAGAGCCGACAGCCCAGGUGGGAGUUCAAACCGCUCCAUAUCAUUAUUGAGGACCAAGUCUCUGUCAGGAUCUACAUCGAGUCUAGGGGCUGUAUCUACUACUUCCACCAUCACCCAUCCUGUGGUGGAUACCACCAACUACGGACCGGUACAGCUGUGUUCUCUAGGGUUUGAAACUCUGCAGCUGGCUGUCAAGUACUGGGAGGAUGCUAUGGUGAAACUCCAGAGUCCUGAUGAUACCAGCAAACCAACAGCAAUAUUGGAUCCAGACAAUAUUGCCCUUCACAGUCAACUUGACACACUCCUGGAGAAUGCUUACAGACUGAUUGACAGCUAUGAACACCAGUGUGAGCGUCAGGCAGACCGUGUGGCAUUUGACACCGCCAUCGCUGCAUUCACAGAAGUGGACAGAAUGUCUGAGAAAAGGAGUUUGGAUGCAACAUCUAGUAGUGACCAGGAGUCUUUUGUAUCGGCCACUGAUAUGGCCAAUUUAUCGGACCUGGAGACUCACCGGGAAAUGUUUCACCACUUACCAUUGUAUGAGGCCGGACUCCUGGAACUGAAGCAUGGCUCAGUCACUUGUAGAACUCUGAGGACAGAGAUGACACAGUGUAUGUCGGACACAGAGUUCCUGGCCAAACUUCACUGCAUCAGACUGGCUCUAGAUGUGGUAUUCCAGACACCAGAAAAUAGAACAUACUUUCAUCAAAUAGGUCAGCAGCUGUUGGCAAGUUUCCUCAUCAAAGCUGACAGAGACACUGACGACUUCAAUCAGGCCUUUGCUAACAUGAUGGACUUUGUUGGAGAUGCCAGUAACUGGGGCACAAUUGAGGAGGAACUAAGAGGAAGAGGGGUGAAAUGUUUCUCAUUUUAUGACAUUGUCCUUGAUUUUAUUGUGAUGGAUGCAUUUGAUGACCUGGCCAAUCCUCCAUCAUCUGUUAUCACUGUAGUACAGAAUCGCUGGCUGUCGAACGGCUUCAAAGAGACGGCACUAGCCACAGCUGUUUGGUCCGUGUUAAAGGCCAAGCGACGGUUACUGAAGUUCUCUGACGGGUUUAUUUCCAAGUUUUACUCUAUAACGGAACACACCAGUCCAGUAUUGGCAUGGGGCUUUCUGGGACCAGAGUCGGAACUCAAAGAUUUGUGUUACUGUUUCAAAGAUCUGGUUUUGGGUUUGAUAAGAGACAUUUUUAGUUUUGAGAAAUCUCGUUAUACCACUGUUGAAGAUUUGGGCGAAGACAUAGUGAAGUUGACAAGGCAGCGUAUGGAGGACGCUUCCCAGUUGUUAACAUGACCACAUCUGUAACAUUUCUGUGAUAUUCGUUUACAUAACUCUGAUGGAACCAAAUAUUAAUGUGGAGUGAAACUCACAAGGAUAUGUCUCAUAAAAUGUUAUAUAACCCCACUCAAUAGAUAGAGUGUAAAAUAGUCUCCAUCAUCUGUUCUCCUGUAGUAAGAAGCUUGAGUAGAGUAUAUCAUAUUCACUUUUGAUCAAACUUAGUGUAUAGUUUUAGGUUGGAAGGGUCCAGUAGUGCAUAGGAUACCGCACUCUUCUUUUGCCAAGACAAUCUCGGUUUGAUUCUUCACUCAAAAGUGAAAAUGUUGGUUUUCUAUGGGUUCCACAGUUUGGAGGUCCCCUGCCUGACUAUGUGAGUUUUUAGCUCACCGGGUACGAGUAACUGUGAUCUAAUACUGUAACCCCUGCGGCUGCGUCUUGGUCGGCGUCCCAC